GGUUCCCCUAGCCGAGAGUGGGAGAGCCCGGCUGGCUGAAACCCGAGCUCUGUUUCAGCUGGAGCUUGGGGAGGUCCCGCAAGAGCAGAGCCGGCUGCCCUGUUCUCGCCUAGGCAUCCCUCCAGUCACUCGGCACCAGCGCAGCAGCGGGAACGAUGGAGCUGGACCGAUGGGCGCAGUUGGGGCUCGCGUUCCUGCAGCUCCUUCUCAUCUCAUCAUUGCCAAGAGAAUACACAGUUAUUAAUGAAGCCUGCCCUGGAGCUGAGUGGAACAUCAUGUGUCGAGAGUGUUGUGAAUAUGAUCAAAUUGAGUGCAUCUGUCCAGGGAAGAAGGAAGUGGUGGGUUACACCAUCCCAUGCUGCAGGAAUGAGGAUAACGAAUGUGACUCCUGUCUAAUUCACCCAGGUUGUACCAUCUUUGAAAACUGCAAGAGCUGCCGGAAUGGCUCGUGGGGUGGAACUCUGGAUGACUUCUAUGUGAAGGGAUUCUACUGCGCAGAGUGCAGGGCAGGCUGGUACGGAGGAGACUGUAUGCGAUGUGGCCAGGUUCUUCGAGCUUCAAAGGGUCAGAUCUUGUUGGAGAGCUAUCCCUUAAAUGCUCACUGUGAAUGGACCAUUCAUGCCAGACCUGGGUUUAUCAUCCAGCUGAGGUUUGGCAUGUUGAGCCUGGAGUUUGACUACAUGUGCCAAUAUGACUAUGUGGAGGUCCGAGAUGGGGAUAACAGUGACAGUCCUAUUAUCAAGCGUUUCUGUGGCAACGAGAGGCCAGCUCCCAUCAGGAGUACUGGCUCUUCACUCCAUGUCCUUUUCCAUUCUGAUGGCUCCAAGAACUUCGAUGGCUUCCAUGCUGUCUUUGAGGAGAUCACAGCGUGUUCCUCAUCCCCUUGUUUCCAUGAUGGCACAUGCCUCCUUGACACAACUGGGUCUUUCAAGUGUGCCUGCCUGGCUGGCUACACUGGGCAGCGCUGUGAAAACCUCCUUGAAGAAAGAAACUGCUCAGACCUUGGAGGCCCAGUCAAUGGGUACAAGAAAAUCACAGGAGGUCCUGGACUUCUCAAUGAGCGCCAUGUAAAAAUUGGCACAGUUGUGUCUUUCUUUUGUAAUGGCUCAUACGUUCUGAGUGGCAAUGAGAAAAGAACUUGCCAGCAGAAUGGAGAAUGGUCAGGAAAACAACCUGUCUGCAUGAAAGCCUGCCGGGAACCGAAGAUCUCAGAUCUGGUGAGAAGGAGAGUCCUUUCGAUGCAGGUUCAGUCAAGGGAGACACCAUUACACCAGCUUUAUUCCACAGCUUUCAGCAAGCAGAAACUGCAGGAUGCCUCUACCAAAAAGCCAGCCCUUCCAUUUGGAGAUCUGCCCCCUGGAUACCAACAUUUGCACACCCAGGUCCAGUAUGAGUGCAUCUCACCCUUCUACCGUCGCCUGGGAAGCAGCAGGAGGACAUGCCUGAGAACUGGGAAGUGGAGUGGGCGGGCCCCAUCCUGUAUCCCAAUCUGUGGAAAAAUCGAGAGCACUGCUUCUCCAAAGACCCAAGGGACCCGCUGGCCGUGGCAAGCAGCCAUCUACCGGAGAACCAGUGGUGUACAUGAUGGUGGUCUACACAAAGGUGCAUGGUUCUUGGUCUGCAGUGGUGCCUUGGUAAAUGAGCGGACUGUGGUUGUGGCUGCCCACUGUGUGACUGAGCUGGGGAAGGUCACCAUCAUCAAGACAGCAGACCUCAAGGUUGUCUUGGGAAAAUUCUACAGGGAUGAUGAUCGGGAUGAGAAGACCAUCCAGAAUUUACGGAUUUCUGCUAUCAUUCUGCACCCCAACUAUGACCCUAUCCUGCUUGACACUGACAUCGCUGUUCUGAAGCUCCUAGACAAGGCCCGCAUCAGUACCCGUGUCCAACCCAUCUGCCUGGCUGCCACUCGGGACCUCAGCACCUCUUUUCAGGAAUCCCACAUCACGGUGGCCGGCUGGAACAUCCUGGCAGAUGUGAGGAGCCCUGGCUUUAAGAAUGAUACUCUACAUUAUGGAAUGGUCAGGGUGGUAGACUCAAUGCUUUGUGAGGAACAGCAUGAAGACCAUGGUAUUCCAGUUAGUGUCACUGACAACAUGUUCUGUGCCAGCAAAGAUCCCAGUACCCCUUCUGACAUCUGCACUGCAGAGACAGGGGGCAUUGCUGCUUUGUCCUUCCCAGGUCGAGCAUCCCCUGAGCCACGUUGGCAUUUGGUGGGGCUGGUCAGCUGGAGCUAUGACAAGACAUGUAGCAAUGGUCUAUCCACAGCCUUCACAAAGGUACUGCCUUUCAAAGACUGGAUUGAGAGAAACAUGAAAUGAAGCAGCCACAAGGCCACUGAGAAGCUUUUUCCUAGCAUCCAUCUGUACAUAUGGUGUAAGGAACAGUGUGGGCCUGAAGUGUAAUUUUGCCCAUGAUCUUGGCUACUAAAAGGCUUCUGGUUUCAGGGACUUAUCUCAAUAGAGGGUGAAUAGAGUUUACUUUCUGUCAGGGGACUGUCUUCCUGACUGUUUGGGAAUCUUCUAAAAGAUGCAAGAACUGUAUUUCUUCAAAGAAGACCGUGUAACUAGAAGGAGAACCUCAUGCUCCUUCACUCAGAGUGAUGUGACUGUCAAUCAAUUUGGGUUGAGAAGGUUGACUUGGAGAGGCCUGGGCUGCACCUGACUUCAGUCAAAGUUCCAAAGAACAUCUUGCAUGACAGCCCAGGGCAAAGGAGCUUGGGUGUGGCACAUGCCCCCAUGUACAUUGUCACAAGGUUUUCUGAUCCUUUUCCUUUCCAAUCUUCUGUACACAUUUCAAUAAAACAAGGUCUGACUCCUGACCUACAGAACAAA
This is a messenger RNA of Mastomys coucha (southern multimammate mouse), 2831 nucleotides long. It is a transcript of the gene Pamr1, whose product is annotated as peptidase domain containing associated with muscle regeneration 1. Bases 156 to 2318 code for a protein of 720 amino acids. Gene Ontology annotation, molecular function: calcium ion binding; serine-type endopeptidase activity. The record is from RefSeq and is a predicted model, not a curated record. The transcript has 11 exons. Gene Ontology annotation, biological process: proteolysis. NCBI's taxonomy places the organism in Eukaryota, Metazoa, Chordata, Mammalia, Rodentia, Muridae.